AUCUAAACUAUGAUAUUCUGUAAAAAUUUGUCAAGUUUAUAAAGAUUAUGUUUAGUUCACAUUUUUCUAGAGAUCAUAAUAAAAGUAUUGAAUAUAUGCAAUACUUGUUAAAUUUUAAUUAACAUUUAUUAAUAAAAAUAAAUUGAUACAUAAAUAAAAAUUAAAAUGCCAAAAAAAAAACGUGGACCUAGAGAUAAAAAGAGUAAGAAAAGUCCUUGGUUGAAUGAAAGAGAAACAUUAUUUUAUGAACAACAAAUUUUGGACAAUAAUAGACAAUUAGCACGACUGCGAACUACUAAUGAAGAACUUGAGCAUGAAGUUAAAACUAUAAAACAACAGUUUACAAAACUUGAAGAAGAUCGUUCAGAUAUUGUGGCAUAUCUAAAACGUAAUUUAACAGAAAAAAUUGAAGAAGCACGUGAAUUAAAUGAACGAAUAUCUGCUUUAGAAGAAUUGCGAAAAAAUGAAUUAGCUUCAUUUAAGAAAAAAGAAGCAGCAAUGGAACUUGAAUAUCGCACUAUGGAAAGUAACUUAAGUGCAGAAGUCAAACUGGCGGCUGGAAAAUUAAAUGCAUUAGAAGAUUGGAGAAUAGCACGACUUGAUUUAAUGCAUAAAUUUGAAGUACAGGAACAACAAUUAAAAGAACAAGAAGAAAGACAUAAAAAGACCCUCCAUGCUGCUGAAAAAGAAUUAAUCAUUGGAAAGGCUAAAAUGCAAAGAGAAAUGGAGGAACGGUUAAAUGAAUUAGCUGAAAAGUUUAGAGAAGCAACCAAUAUUCGUAUAGCAGAUACUACUCACAGAGCAGUUAGAGAAAACAUUGCAUUAAAUCAAGAAUUAGAUAUAAUGCUGGAAGUUUGCCGUGAACUACAUUCUAGUACUAUGGAUUAUAAAGAAGCAGUUAAGAUGUUAAAAUUACAAGCUGAUUUAUUUGAAGCAGAAAAAAAUAUCACUUUAAAUAAAACAAUUAAACAAAAGCAUAUAAUUAAUAAUCUUGCACAAGAUUGUAAUGAUAUGACGGAUGAAUAUAUGAAACUAAAAAGAUUCAAUUAUUAUCUUCUUAAUCAUACAGCAAUAUUAGAAGAAUAUAAAGAGAGAUCUAUUACAGCUGAAAAAAAAGUUCGCAUUCUUGAACAACAUUUACAACAAACUAAAAAAAGUAAAACUCAAAUAUUAGCAGAAAUUUACUCUAAACAACAAGAAUUUGAUAAUCUAAAUCAGAUAUUACAAGAAGCUAAACAAUGUAUAAUGGAAGCAUUACAGUUGCAAGAAAAAUUGUCUGCAGAAGAUGUAUGCAGUUCUUGUUAUGUUGAUCUUAAAGAAGAAGUACUUUCUUCUCUUCUUAAUAUAUUAAAAAAGCAAUCCAUUCCUAGUAUAUCGUCUCAUCAUAUAAGUCAACAAGAAGAAGACAUAGAAUGUCACUAUGAAAAAGGUAGUUUGGGUUUAAUGCAAACCACAGUCGAAGUAAGAGAGGAUCAACAAGGAGAGGAAGAAUCUUUAGAAACAAAAAAAGAAGAAAAAAAGGAAUCUUUAUCUGUGCAUGAGAAAAUACCAUCUUGUUUAUUAAAUGAUGAUAGUUCUGAUAUAAUCUCACCAUCAUCAUCCAUAAAUCAUGUUCAUGAAAUAAUUUAAAAUAUAUCAAUGUUAUCUUUUAUAUUUAUACUUAUAUUUAUAUUUACAUAUAUAUACAACGUGCAUAUACAUAUGUACACACACACAACACGCACACGCACGCACACAU
This is a messenger RNA of Vespa velutina, 1738 nucleotides long. RefSeq names its product basal body-orientation factor 1. Gene Ontology annotation, molecular function: microtubule binding. Bases 166 to 1629 code for a protein of 487 amino acids. The transcript has 6 exons. Lineage: Eukaryota; Metazoa; Arthropoda; Insecta; Hymenoptera; Vespidae. Gene Ontology annotation, cellular component: ciliary basal body; cilium. The record is from RefSeq and is a predicted model, not a curated record.